Molecule: messenger RNA, 1122 nt
Organism: Dracunculus medinensis (Guinea worm)
Lineage: Eukaryota; Metazoa; Nematoda; Chromadorea; Rhabditida; Dracunculidae
Source: the annotation of a GenBank genome assembly
AUGGAUGAUGAUUUUCGUUUGUAUGCUGUAAGUUGGAGGAAAGGUGGUGCUUAUUACUUCGUUUCUGAAACUUUGUACCAUAAAAGUGGUAAAACAUUUGAGGAAAGACGUACUUUAAUGGCUAAAAAGAUAAAAGGUAGUCAGAAAUCGGAUUCGGCAAAAUUCGCUGAUUUGUUUGUUCACAUAGGUGACGCUGAAAUUAAAGGUAAUCUUCCUGUCGAAGGAAUUUUCAAUACUCAAUUGUAUAGAGAGAGUUUGAAUGAUGCAAAUGACCAACAAUUGGAACAAGAAAAUCAUCUACUUAAAAUUAUCAAAAUUGAGAAAGCUCGAGCUCUGGCUGAUGCCACAGAAACUGAGCAAGAACUAGCAAGAAUUAAAAGCAGAAUCAAAUCAUUAACUAAUAUUUAUAAUAGCCAGAAGCACCUAUACGAUGAUCUUCAACGAAAUGACGAAAAAAAACGAAUUGAAACGAAAAACCUAAACAAUCAAAUCAGUGAUAGAGAAAAAUCUUGUAAGCAAAUAAAGAAAGCACUCGAGAAUGAUAAAAAACUUACUGAAAAGCUCGAACUUAAUUUGGCAAAACUUAAGCAACAAAUUUCUGAAAUGCAGCAAAAAAUUCAACAAUCUAAAUUGAGCGAAUUAGAGGAAGAGGCCAAAAUAAAUACUCUAAUCCAUGAAAGAAAAAAACGCAAUAAGGAGCAAAAAAUAAUGAAGGAAAAAUUCGAAAAAACUCUCAAUUCACUUAUGCGAAACGCCAAAUCAAAAGAAGAGAGUGAUAUUUUAGUUACGACACUUAAAAAAGAGCGUCAAAAGCAAGAAAUUAUGCUAGAAGAAAGAGAAAAAGAACUGGAGAAACGGAAAAUUUAUCUGGACAAUAUAAAAUCGAAAUUAUCAAAAGCUGAAAAUGAAUUAAAAAUAAUGAAAGAGAAAUGCUUACAGAGUGAAAAAGAAUGGAAUCAACUGCAAAACGAGAGUAAAUUGGGCAGUUUUUCUGAUGUGGAUAAUUUUUCUGAGAUCCUGAAAAAUGGAAAAAAACUCAUUCGUAUCAGCAAUAUGCAAAAUCACUCUGAUGAUGAAGUUUUGCAAAAGCGUUUGAAUGCAAACGUAAGGAUUUUUCUGUAA